AUGAGCUUCUCUGCUGGCAUAUUCACCAGCAAUUCUUUCACCCGCGCCCAUCCUCCCACGGCACCAGCCGCAGAGAGAAGGCCACCAGCGGCAAUGAGCAUAAUGACUGCGGUAGUGUGGAUGUCGUACGCGAUCGAGGAGCAGGAGGCAGAAAACGAGGAACGCGAACGCAGGAGACGGCAAGCAGGGCUUCAGCUUCGGGAGGAUGCUAAUUUCUCUCAUUUUUCUUCUUGUUCAGGUGACUCUGCUAAGGGUGCUAACCUCUUCAAGACGCGCUGCGCUCAAUGCCACACUCUUGAAGAAGGCGGUGCCAACAAGAUCGGUCCCAAUUUGCACGGACUUUUCGGCCGCAAGAGUGGUCAGGUCGAGGGCUACUCCUAUACCGAUGCCAACAAGUCGAAGGGCGUUGUUUGGAAUGAGGAGACUCUGUUCGCUUACCUCGAGAACCCUAAGAAGUACAUUCCCGGCACCAAGAUGGCCUUUGGCGGUCUCAAGAAAGCCAAGGACCGCAACGAUCUGAUCACCUACCUUAAACAAGAAACCAAAUAAAAACGAGAAUUUAUAAUUUCGUCAAUAAUUAACGCCUCUUUACCCUUCCUCUCGUGUUCCGCCUCUUGCUUCAACUCCCUACCUAGAGGAAUACCUUUUCCCUGAUGACCUCCAAAAUACGCCCAUUUGUACAUUUUUAUAGAGACUUUUUUUUCUGACCAAGUUAGCGUUUGCCUGGCAACCCAUAAAAAUUACAACCACCCCCCUCUAUCGUCCAAUCUAGUUCAGCCUCGUCCUAUCCAGUUCUGUCUCUAGAAACUCGAACAAGAAGCCAAAUAUACCCCUCCCUCAUUUUUCUAUUUCUUCCACUUGGUAUGGUUUCUCAAAUUAUGCAAGAAUGGUUCCGUUUGGUGUGAAAAUUGCGGGGCUUUCUAAGUGGGAUGUUAGCUUUUUAUUGGUUUUCUUUCUGAGGAGUGAGACUAACUGACUGAACUGGCUGAACUGAACUUUGUUUUCUUUCUCAUUUUCUUGAAAGAACGUGUAAUAAUACCAAAACAGCUUCCUUUUAUUAUUAAUUCUUCUCCUUCUCUUCAAA
Molecule: messenger RNA, 1084 nt
Organism: Histoplasma capsulatum G186AR
Lineage: Eukaryota; Fungi; Ascomycota; Eurotiomycetes; Onygenales; Ajellomycetaceae
Product: cytochrome c
Exons: 5
Coding region: 1-549 (182 amino acids)
Biological process (GO): mitochondrial electron transport, ubiquinol to cytochrome c; mitochondrial electron transport, cytochrome c to oxygen
Cellular component (GO): mitochondrial intermembrane space
Molecular function (GO): electron transfer activity; heme binding
Source: RefSeq, a predicted model, not a curated record